CUGUAUUUUUUUAGCCAUUACUUGCAUUAGAUGGUUGACAACCUGUGCCAUUUCAAUGAAACUUUGAUAUGGAGUCUUUGGAUUGAAAUGGUACCUUCAUUCCUUGUGAAAGUGGCCGGAGAAGGCAAAGAAUUUCUUCUGACUUGAAGGGAUGCGACGAAUUCAGCCAUCUGUUAGUGAAGAUGUCUCAGAGUAUCAAUGUUAUGUUCGUCUGCAACGAGUGGCGAUCCUCCAAGGGAGGUCUACCCACUUUCAACAGGGAGUUUGCUGUAAAUCUGGCCAAAGCAGCUAGCGACCGGAUCAAGGUUUUCUGCUAUGUCUGCAGCAGCAGCGAAGAGGACAUACUAGAUGCUAAGAAACAAGGAGUGAAUUUGAUCACUGCACAACCUCUUCCAGGAUUUAAUGAUCCGAUGGAGUGGCUGAAAAUGCUAACACCAGAGAUUCCAACGCCGGAUGUUGUGGUAGGCCAUGGCAGAAAGUUUGGCAGGGCUGCCUUGUUCAUUUCGAAGAUGACAAAAUGUAAAUGGAUACAUUUCGUUCAUGUAUUCUGUGAAGACCUGGGAAAACACAAAUUAGAAGGCAUCUCCACACCAGAUGCAAUUGCAGACAACGAAGAGAAGAAUAAGCAAGAAUUAGAGCUUUGUGAAACAGCCGAUCUAGCUGUUGCUGUGGGCUCUCGACUUCAGAGGAAAUACAGAAGAAGUCUUCCUGAUAUCAAAGUAGAAGUCAUUACUCCUGGAAUUUUCCAGAAUUUCUUAACUCAGGUGACACCAUUGGCCAAUGUUCAGCCAGCGGAAGCAGAAGAAUUCAGCGUCUUCAUGAUUGGCCGUGGAAGUUUUGAGGACUUUGCACUUAAAGGAUAUGAUAUUGUUGGAAAGGCAGUAGCUUUACUUGGCAGGAAGUUUGAACUGACAUUUGUUGGUUCACCGAAAGACGAACAGAGGAGAACAGAGACGUGGUUUCUUGAGAAAACAAAGAUAGCGCGCAACCAAUUAACUAUCCGUGGCUAUCGCGACAAUAAAGAAAUGAAAAAGAUGUUUCGUGCAGCAGACUUGAUUGUGAUGCCAUCACGCACGGAAGGGUUUGGUCUGGUUGCCCUGGAAGCAAUUUCAGCUGGAGUGCCUGUUCUUGUCUCCAGUGAAUCUGGGAUAGCCAAAGCUUUAGAGAAAGUCGAGGGUGGGAGGACUGUGGUAGUCUAUUCAGAUAAGCCAGAGGCCUGGGCAGAAAGAAUCAAACAGUUGUCAGAGCAGAAGCCAGAAGACAGACAUGCCAGUGCUAUGCAUCUCAGAGAUAAGUACGGAGAGACUUAUACCUGGACAAAACAAUGUGAGAGAUUCGAGCAGAUGAUCCAUGGGUUGAUUCAGAGACCUUGCAGAGAUUCUCCUUCAAAUGUUGCAUUGACAGAUGGAAGUGGAGCUACAGCUUCACCAUCACCAUUAGAAGCAGACAGUAACCAGGAAAGAGAUUCAGCAACAAGACUAAGAGAUGCAAAUAGAGAUACAGCUUCACCAUCCUCUUCAAAAUCCGCAGAGGCAGACAGUGACAGAAAAGGAGAUUCAGCAAGAGGACAAACAGUCCGGUUUGGAGCAGAGUGUGACAGUUACAUAGUUACAUUCAUUGGGUUGUUUUAG
This is a messenger RNA of Orbicella faveolata, 1631 nucleotides long. RefSeq lists its product as uncharacterized. The record is from RefSeq and is a predicted model, not a curated record. NCBI's taxonomy places the organism in Eukaryota, Metazoa, Cnidaria, Anthozoa, Scleractinia, Merulinidae. Gene Ontology annotation, molecular function: protein binding.